Molecule: messenger RNA, 785 nt
Organism: Aphanomyces astaci
Lineage: Eukaryota; Oomycota; Saprolegniomycetes; Saprolegniales; Verrucalvaceae
Exons: 5
Coding region: 7-681 (224 amino acids)
Cellular component (GO): mitochondrion
Molecular function (GO): acetylpyruvate hydrolase activity
Source: RefSeq, a predicted model, not a curated record
GCUGCUAUGGCGAAAUUCGUAUCGAAUGCGCUUCUGAAGGCUGGGAAGAAGGUGGUGGCUAUUGGCAAGAACUACGAGGCUCAUGCGCGGGAAAUGGGAGCAUUGCACGCACCCAAGGAGCCGGUGCUCUUCCUCAAGCCCACGUCGAGCUAUGUUGGCCAAGGCGGGUCCAUCCUCUUGCCUCCUGGAAUCGGAUCGGUGCACCACGAAGUCGAGCUUGGAAUUGUCAUUGGCAAGCCGGGUUAUGACAUCGAUGAAAGUCGGUGGCGAGAGCAUGUCGCGGGGUAUGUCCUCACGAUCGACAUGACGGCGCGCGAGCUGCAAGCAACGGCCAAGAAAGGCGGCCUUCCGUGGACCCGCGCCAAGUGCUACGACACGUUUCUGCCCAUCAGUGAUGUGAUUCCUGCGGCCCAAGUCGCCGACCCCCAGGAUUUGAACCUGUGGCUCAAUGUUGACGGAGUGCCGCGCCAACGCUGCAACACGCGCGACAUGGUGCACAAGAUCCCUUUCUUGAUCGCCCACAUCAGCCGCAUCAUGACGUUGGAGGAAGGCGACGUGAUCAUCACUGGCACCCCCGAAGGCGUGGGACCUGUUGAACCUGGCAAUAUCGUCACGGCUGGCAUCGAUGGUCUCGUGGAAGUCACGUUUCCAGUGGUCGCUCGCGUAUAUAGCAAUCUCUAGCUCCCCACCGUCGGCUAGCUAGCUAUACAGGACGCUUUUGUCUGUUAAGAAGUUCAAAGCAUGGGUUGUGCAAGCAAUACUUCAGAAACUGGCCUUGUGUGAAU